Molecule: messenger RNA, 849 nt
Organism: Physella acuta
Lineage: Eukaryota; Metazoa; Mollusca; Gastropoda; Physidae
Product: atrial natriuretic peptide receptor 3-like
Biological process (GO): signal transduction
Molecular function (GO): signaling receptor activity; peptide hormone binding
Source: RefSeq, a predicted model, not a curated record
AUGUACACCCCCACGGCCAUUUUGUCUCACGUCAUCUUUAUGUUGAUGCUGGGCGAGUCCAUUUCAACGACGGGGGACGCAGCUCUUCACAACGCGAGAAACGGUCUAAGAUUACCUCGGAAUGAUUUGAGCCUACCAACAUCAGCUAUGCACGCCAAAGUUCAAAUCAACGUGGCGGUGUUGUUCCCGUAUGAGUACAUCUUCCACAAGGAACAAGUGAACUUGUCUUUAGGGCUGUCUGUAGAUCACUUAAAACACCUCGGGUUAGACGCUCGUUUUGUUCUCAACUUCAACCAAGCAAAUACAAACUGCAACGAAGUCGACGGCCCCAUCGCCGCGUUCGACUUCUACGAGCGCCAAAACGUCCAUGUUUUCAUCGGCCCCGUCUGCGACUACACCUUAGGUCACGUGGCGAUGUACGCUACCAGCUGGAACCUCCCUAUCAUCACACCCGGGGGUCACAGCCACGAUUUCAGUCGCGACAAACGCGACAAAUUCUACACCCUGACUCGUGUGGGAGUGACGUUUAACUUUUUCGUGCAAAACGUUUAUGACCUGAUGAAACAUUUCAAGUGGAAAAAGUUUAAAUUCUUCUACGCCAUGAACGAAGGCGGGCAGAAGGGUCACCGGUUUUGUUAUCUUGCAAGCCGAGCGUUUGUUCACUACGCUAAUGAGAGCAAGAUCGGGUAUUCCCCGAAUAUCAUAGACAAGGAUACCGAAUACUCCAAGCUGUUGGUCGAUGACGUAGGCAACAAGUUUAGUGGUGAGUACAGAUACACACAAAAUAUCUUUUACUGCUCUUUAUACUUGUCUUGUGAACUCUACUUCAUCUACUCUAAGCAUCGCUAA